Molecule: messenger RNA, 1068 nt
Organism: Periconia digitata
Lineage: Eukaryota; Fungi; Ascomycota; Dothideomycetes; Pleosporales; Periconiaceae
Source: the annotation of a GenBank genome assembly
AUGGCCUCUGUCGAUACCCAACACCCCACCGAGCCAGCUCCCCCCGCUCUCCCCGACUAUGUCACUGAUCCGGACGCCGUUCUCAAGGAUGCGGAAGCCAAUUGGCGGUAUGGUCGCGCCCCGGAUUACUCAAAAACGCGGAAGGUAUUUGCCGAGACUAAGAGCAUGAAUCACGAGGCGCUUUCGCUGCCGCACCUUGUAGAGAAUUUGGUAAAGAAUUGGGAGGUGGAGGCUUCUUUCAAACCGGUUCUGCAAGAUUGGAGGACGGUUGAUCAUGCUAAUUACAGCUUCGCUAUCAAUGGCGGUGAGCCACAGAGCGCCGAACAUAUGCUGAAGCAGGGGACCUACAAUGCCAUCAUUUCCCCAAACGAGUACUACUCACCCAAGUACUCCGAUUUUGCAAGUAGUCACAAGACUUUCAAGCGUAUGAUGCCGACAUUCGCAUGGGAAGUCUUGGAAGUUUACAGUGGGCCGCCGACGGUUUCUUUCCGGUGGCGACACUGGGGAGUGAUGAAAAACGACUACGUGGGUUUUGAUAAUAAAGGACAGAAAGUGACUGCCAAAGCCCACGGUGGCGCAAUUGAUAUCCAGGGAGUCACUGUUGCUACCGUCAACGAGAAACUGCAGCUCCAAUCUGUCCGCACUUGGUUCGACCCGCUCGACAUGUUCCGACAGAUUGCUCCUGAUGGCGUCGUCAAGAAAGAGGCCGUAGACAAGGGCUUAUCUCCUGAAGAUGCCUUGGAUAGCGAGAACAAGGUGGAGUUGGAUCAGAAACUGCGAGUGGAUGAGUCGUCUUAUCCUGCCAACCACCCCCAUAUCGAUGCGCUGUCCUUGGCUGCCAACGCUGGAUGUCCCUUUGCGGAAACCAAUCCGCGAGAAGAGGUCUCACCUUUCCCUCCAGCUGUGGUGGAUAACGUUAAGAUGAAUGAGAUGACUCAACAGCUGGGAGAGGGCAAGGCAAGACUGUCACAUCCCGAACUUCCCAUUGAUGACGUGAAGAUGGAGAUCUUGACAUCUGGGCAACAAGAGGGGUUUGAUCAAGAUCCGCAUCACACCUCAUCGCACUAG